GCUGUAAAAUAUACUGGUCACGAUCGAGGACCACAACCAUGCAAUACCGUGUGCUAGCACUUCUUCUCAGUGUAUGGCUUUUAGGCCAUCAUUGUAUCCUAACAAGCGGGUGCUUCGAGAUCGAAAGGGAGGCACUCCUUACCUUCAAAGCUGGUAUUAUUGAUACUGGCGGUCGAUUGUCUUCAUGGGCCGGUCAAGAUUGUUGUAGCACUUGGAAGGGAGUAGUUUGCGACAACAACACCGGCCACGUUGUGAAGCUCAACCUUCGAAACAACUAUAUGAGUUAUUCCAACCGGUCGGAUUAUUCCCUGCGCGGUGAGAUCAAUUCAUCUUUACUUGUUCUAAGUCAUUUAAGUCGCCUUGAUCUUAGUGGGAAUGAUUUUGGUGGAAUCUCUAUCCCGAAAUUUAUCGGUUCGUUAAAAAGCUUGAUGCAUCUUGAUCUCUCCGGUUCUAAUUUCGGGGGUGAGAUACCUGAGCAACUUGGCAACCUAUCUAAUCUUCGUUAUAUUGACCUCUCUAGUUCGCUCUUCACUUGUAAAACCCCUCUUCAGAUCAAUAAUCUCUCUCGGCUGCAUACUCUGCAUUUGAGUGACGCUUUUGGUUUCGACGGCACUUGUCUCAACGACCUUUCAUGGCUCUCUCGGUUGUCUUCUAUUAGGGUUCUUGAUUUAAGCGACCUAAACCUAUCCAAUGCUACAGAUUGGUUAGAAGUAGUAAACACGUUGCACUUUCUACAAGAAUUAUAUUUAUCGUCAUGCCAGCUUACUAAUAUUCCAACAUCUCUUUCUCAUGUCAACUUUACAUCCCUGAAAGUCCUUGAUAUUCGUGAUAAUGGCCCCUUUAAUACCACCCUGCCAACUUGGCUGUGGAAUCUUACCAAGCUUUCCUAUCUCGAUCUCAGAUAUUCUGGAUUUCACGGGAAGAUCCCGGACUCACUUGGAAACAUAACUUCUCUCAACAGUCUGUAUUUAGGAAUGAAUGACUUCGAUUCUGAAAGUACCAUACCUAGACCAAUUAAAAAUUUGUGCAAUCUGCGAGCUAUAGACUUGAGCGGUCUGGGCAUCGGUGGAGAUAUUGCAGAGGUUGUAAGGACGCUUUGCUCAUGGAAGAAUAUGGAGGAACUAACUUUAGAAAAUAGCAAGCUUCAUGGAAAUUUAUCUAGCUGGGUAGAGGAGAUGAAGAAUCUAAGCUUUCUUGAUCUCAGCAAUAAUUCACUAGCAGGGCCUGUUCCUACUGGAAUUGGCAGACUCUCAAAUUUGCAAGUAUUGGAUCUCUCUUCUAAUUUACUAGCAGGGUCUAUUCCUCCUGGAAUUGGGAGACUCUCAAAUUUGCAAAUUUUGGAUCUUUCUUCUAAUUUCUUGCAGGGUGUCAUAUCUGAAGCUCAUUUUGCCAACCUAUCAAAGUUGGAUUCCUUGAGCCUAGACUCAAAUUCUUUGAUCAUUGAUGUGGAUCAAAAUUGGAUUCCCCCGUUUCAACUUUGGUCUAUCUAUUUACAUUCUUGUCAAUUUUUGCAUCCUCAAUUUCCAGCGUGGCUUCAAUCGCAAAUGCAACUUGAUGAACUAUCUCUGUCCAACACUAGCAUUGCAGAUAGUAUUCCUGAAUGGUUUUGGAAUUUGUCAUUUUCCUCCGUAGAUCUCUCUCAUAAUCAGAUUAGAGGCAAGUUGCCCAUGUCCUUGCAAUUUACAAGCCUAGAAUAUCUUAUUUUGGGGUCUAACAGACUUGAAGGCUCAAUUCCAUCUUUGCCAAACACGCUUGUAAUGUUAGAUCUCUCAGAAAAUUCUAUAUCAGGACCCUUCCUCUCACCAAUCUCGAAUAUGCUGCAAUUAAGUGAUUUGUUACUAUCAAGCAAUCAGAUCAACGGUAGUAUCCCAUCUGAUAUAUGUAAACUAAAAUAUCUAAGAGUUCUGGCCCUAUCAAACAACUCUCUAGCAGGAGAACUCCCUCAAUGCUGGAAGAAUUCAUCCCUUCAAGUUUUGGAUUUGUCGAACAACAAUCUUGCCGGCGAAAUUCCUCCUUCAAUUGGUUCGCUGAGCUCGCUCACAUUAUUGCACCUCAACAAUAACACUUUUUAUGGAGAACUUCCUUUGGAACUGCAGCAUUGCAAUAAUUUAUUGUUCCUUGACCUUAGCAACAACAAACUCACAGGGAAAAUCCCAAGAUGGAUAGGUGAAAACUUGCAGGAUCUAGUAAUAUUGCAGUUGAGGUCAAAUAUAUUUGUGGGAGAAAUUCCUUCGGAACUUGGACAACUCGCUUACCUCCAAUUCUUGGAUCUUGCGCAUAACAAUUUGACAGGAUCAAUGCCACGCUCUUUUGGUAAUUUCAGCGCGAUGAUCUAUCCUACAAUUCACAGUUAUGAUGGAAAAGGAUUUUCUGUUGACGAGAGGACCUUUACAUAUUUUGACUACAGUAAUAACUUGCUUGUGGUAAUACAUGGAGAAGAGUAUCAAUAUUCUACCACCAUUUAUCUUCUCAAGAUUAUGGACCUCUCGGAAAAUAAUUUAAGCGGUCAAAUCCCAGAAGAGAUAGUUGCACUUGCGAUAUUGCAUAGUUUGAAUUUAUCGGGAAAUCAUCUAACUGGAAUGAUUCCGGAAAGGUUAGGUGACAUGCGCUCUCUAGAAUCACUGGACCUCUCACUAAAUGAGCUUCAAGGUGCCAUUCCACAAAGCUUGUCGGCUUUGACAUUUUUGAACUACCUGAAUUUAUCUUACAACAAUUUAUCUGGAAGGAUUCCAACAGGAAAUCAAUUGAGCACACUCAAUAACCCUUCAAUUUAUAUUGGCAACACUUAUCUUUGUGGACCUCCCACGGGGAAGAAUUGUACUGAAAAUGAAACAAUGCCUAAUGAUGUUGGGAACGACUACCCUGAUGGAUCUAAGUCAACAUGGCCAUACCUCAGCAUUGGCUUAGGGUUCGUGGCUGGAUUCUGGAGUGUGUGCGGUAUCUUAAUAUUCAAGGAGUCUUGGAGUAGCAUCUAUUUUCAAACGAUUGAUAGGCUUUACGACAAAUUAUAUGUGAUGAUAGUAAUAAGUUUGAGAAGGUUGAACAGAAAAAUGCACGGAUGAAGUCUGAUUUCUACAAUUUAUCUUUUAUGUAUGGUGUGUUUCUUGCUUUUCUUAUAAUUUCACAAGAUUCUCCUGUAUAUAGGGUUUGCUUAAUAAUAAUUUCUACUUCAUGGGAGAUUUUUUUUU
This is a messenger RNA of Ananas comosus (pineapple), 3188 nucleotides long. Its product is annotated as receptor-like protein 12. NCBI's taxonomy places the organism in Eukaryota, Viridiplantae, Streptophyta, Magnoliopsida, Poales, Bromeliaceae. The coding region runs from base 39 to 3062 and encodes 1007 amino acids. The record is from RefSeq and is a predicted model, not a curated record. The transcript has 2 exons. Gene Ontology annotation, molecular function: protein binding.